UCGUCGUACUGCUCGUACAAUGCUUUUUCCGUAUAUUUUCCUUUCUGUCAGCUGUAUCGACAGAGACGACCGCUUCGCCUUAUUUGCGAGACUGUUCUCUGGCACCUGUGAAAGAAAUAGAGUUAGUUCAGUGGGCUCAGUGUAACAUAACCGUAACAUAUAUAACAAAAUAGUGUUGUGAGCACAUUGUGAGGAAAAACGUGGAUUCGGGGAAAUGUGGGGAAUUUUGUUGUUCCUCACUUCACGAAUUAUUCAACCUUUCAAUAAAAACAAGUCAAGGAAAACCUUCGCAUAAGUACAUUCUAACAUUCUACACUUUAACAUUAUAUGGGAUUUGAAAAAGACACGAUCAAAAGGAAAAACGCAACUAUAUAUAAUUAACAACGUGUUGAAAUAUGAAAAGGGUAAAUAAGAUCUUUAUGUUCUAUGCAAAAUAUAAUUUUAUCCGUGAACAACUAGACAGCAGCAGCACUAAUAAAAAUUAACAAUAAUUAAAAAAUCAACAAAUAUACAUUUCAUAUAUGACCAUUUAGAUCGCAGUCUUCGAAAUUGAUUCGAAAUGUCAAAGUGAAAAAAGUGAGGUUAUAGACCCUGCAUAGAUGUUUUUGCGUUUACUACGUGAUAGAUUAAAAACAAGACACGGCAUAAAAACAGGUUUAUUCAAAGUUAAAUGUCACUACUUGGAGACGAUGACGACAUCAACGAACGAUUCUAUUAUUAUAUGCGAGUCUCCCAGUCCGUCAAAAUCGGAUCCCUCAAUUGACAGGUUCACUAAUUAUCGUAAACGGUUACGAUCUCCUCAAGAAUUUAAGUCAACUCUGGGAACAGUCUAUGAAAGUCCACUAGUCCACCUCAGGCGCAAUAAUGUACCAAUUAAUAAGGCACGUACAGAAAAUGGAAUUUCUCUUGAUACAACACCACAGAGAAAGAGGAAAAAAAUUGAUGAUGCUUCUAUGAGACAUGGAAUGAAUUUAGACGAAAGUAUCAUUGUGCUCAAUGAAACAACUCCCAAUGUAGUUGAAAUUGGAUUGUCGGAUGUUGAAAAUGAUGUGGUUGAAGUUCCGAGCAAAAGUCUAAUACAGAAGAAAUCACCAAAUAAAAAGUCUCAAAUUGGGCACUCACUAAUAAAAAAUCAUCAUGCUAAAUCAUCAAAGAAACCUUCUUCAAUUAGCAGGAAAGUGAAAAAAACGAAUAAAAAACAUUCUGCAAAGACUGCAAAGAGUUCGAGUAUCAAUGAUGAAAAUCGUGAUGGACAAAUUAUGGAGAGCAAGUCAAAUGCAAUUGCAGCUCCCGGUGAAUGCGAGGAUAUUGAAGUUGUUUGGGUAUCAGAUACGAACGGUGAUGCCGCAAGCCAGCAACAAACUGUCAACGAGCAGCAGCCUUUUGUUAUUGAUACAGAACCAACCCUCGAAAAUUUAACUAAAACUUUCUCACCUCGUACCAAAAAAGUCAAAAGAUCGGAAGGCAAAAAGAAAAACAUAAAAACGCAUAAAAAAAAUCAAUCCCCUUCAAAUAUUGGAUCCAACGACAAACCUUCAUGUUCUGAUCAAACUCGGAAGAAAAAAACAUCACUACAAAAUAAAAAACUUCGUGAAAUCGUCAUUGAUGGCUGCAACGUGGCAAUGGGGCAUAAAAACGGAACCGCUUUUUCGGAAAAGGGUCUCCAAAUCGUAAUUGAUUACUUCAAAGAACGUGGUCACGUUGUCACAGCAUUUUUGCCCCAAAGUAUGCGAUCCAAAAGUCGGGCAUUACUAGAAAAAUUGCACACCAACGGAAACCUCGUUUUUACGCCGAGUCGCAAAAUCGGAGGCAAAAACAUCACGCCGUACGAUGAUAGAUUUAUAUUGGAGUACGCAACGAAAUGUAACGGAAUAGUUGUUUCCUCCGAUCAAUUUCGUGAUUUAUGGCAAGAAAAGCCACAAUGGCGGGACACGAUAGAAAAUCGUCUCCUUGCUCCGACGUUCGUCGGCGAUUAUUUGAUGUUUCCGGAAGAUCCAUUGGGCCGAACAGGGCCCAAACUCGAAGAAUUCCUUCGACAUAAAUGAUUUUCUAGAAUUAAAACUGCCAUUUUUUUUUAUAUAUUAUUUUCGUGUGAUUAAUUGUACAGUUAUUUAUAAGUGACGUCAAAGAUGGCAAAAUCCUUGAAGAAUUUGCCAUGAUAAAAUUUCUAUCAAGUGAAAAACACGGGAAUGUGAAGCGAUCGAAACGGCUAAAUUUUUUGUUUUUUUUUUCCACCGGGAAAUUAUAAUAAUUUCGAUCAUAUCCAAAAAUAACAUUUAUUCUUUCGGAACAGUCAAUGACAAUUCUUUCUCGCUUUUGUUUCUGUAUCAUUGCAUAUUCCAUGAAAAAAGAUAGGCAAUCAUUUAUCAGUGAAAUUUGGUGGUUAACAAAUUUCUCAAGAACGUUUUUGUAUUGAAUAUUUCAAGUAGCGUGUACUACAUGAAUUACACAAAUGUACAAAAUCUGUAACUAUACACUUUGUAAUUCACUAUUGUCUUAUCGCAACUAAAAUUAAUAUAAAUACAAUAUUUUUUUCGUUAUGGAAUAAUUAUCUUACUUUCAAGGUUUGUACACAAACUUCAUCAGUCUCUAGGAUCGAUCUUUGAUAAUAAACAAGAUCAAAAUCGUA
Venturia canescens is the source of this 2629-nucleotide messenger RNA. Its product is annotated as probable ribonuclease ZC3H12C. The coding region runs from base 600 to 2045 and encodes 481 amino acids. Gene Ontology annotation, cellular component: nucleus; cytoplasmic ribonucleoprotein granule. Gene Ontology annotation, molecular function: RNA endonuclease activity; mRNA binding. The record is from RefSeq and is a predicted model, not a curated record. NCBI's taxonomy places the organism in Eukaryota, Metazoa, Arthropoda, Insecta, Hymenoptera, Ichneumonidae. The transcript has 5 exons.